AUUGCCGAUCGCACAUCUUGUACUUUGAUAAGUUUGAUGCCUUGUUGCCAAAUAAAUAAAAUUAAAAAAGAUGACGAAAACGGAAAAAAGUGUUAGCAAACUAAUUAGAGGUAAAUAAUAUGCAAAAUGAAAUACCUAGAAGUUUAGAAACGUAACGCAUUUAUUUUAAAAAUCUAGCAUUCGACCGACAGAACAUCCAACAUUUUAGUGCCCAAUGAGUUUUUAACAGAAUCCGAUCAACGGCCGCGAGUCGUUCGUCGUCCCGUCUUCCGUCACCGCACCCAGAUGCGAUGACUGAUGCUUUUGUUAGAGGAAGUGCUAAUUAAUAUGCAUAAAAUUCAUUCAAACGUAUUAACAAUGAACUUAAAUCGGUUAUAUCUACAUAAACGCAAUAAAAUAGUUAAUAUAUUAUUGGUUGUUUUUAGUCUUUAAACCAGUGAAGUUUUAAUUUACUCUUGUUUCAUAAAUAUGGAUGAAGGAACUUUAAAUGAUUUAUUAGAGUGUUCAGUAUGUCUUGAGCGGCUAGAUACUUCUAGUAAAGUGCUUCCAUGUCAACACACUUUUUGUAAAAAAUGUCUUGAAGAUAUAGUUCAAACACACAAGGAACUUCGGUGUCCAGAAUGUAGGAUCUUAAUUUUAUCUAAAAUAGAUGAAUUGCCUCCGAACGUUCUUUUGAUGCGAAUAUUGGAAGGUGUAAAAAAUGCAGGAAACCUUUUACCUAAGAAGUUACAUAAACCCAUUCGUAAUCCUGUUUUGCCUACUCCAGUUUUACAGACAACUCCUCUGCAUACUCCCCAUGGUACUCCAGAUCAUAGGAUUAAUUCCAACAAACAGCCACCCAAUUUGUUGCCUCAUCAACCCUAUGCAAAGGCAAUGUAUGAUUAUACUUCUAAAGAAGCAGGGGACCUGAACUUCAAAAGAGGUGACAUUAUAAUUCUAAAGAAAAGAAUUGACAGCAACUGGUAUCAAGGAGAAUGUUGUGGAAAGCAAGGAGUGUUUCCAUUAUCAUAUGUACAGAUCAUUACUCCAGUUCCAAGCCAUAUUCCACAAUGCAAAGCACUAUAUGACUUUCGAAUGCAAAAUGAUGAAGAAGAAGGCUGUUUGUCAUUCAAUAAAAGCGACAUCAUCAAUGUUAUUAGAAGAGUUGACGAAAACUGGGCCGAAGGAAAAUUAAAUGGCAGAAUUGGAAUAUUUCCUUUAGCAUUUGUAGAAUUAAAUAAUCUAGCUAGAUCUUUAAUGAAGCUGUCUACUAAUGCUCAACCUGGUCCAUCUAGACUUGCACCACCUACACCUACAUCCGAAGAUACUUCACCACUUAUACCCACGGACCAUACCCGUAAUAUCAUACCUCAGAAUGUUCAGCAUCACCAACAACCGCCAGUACCGUUGACGCGUAUUCCUGUCACUAAUAUACAGCAUGCUCCAUUGGCUGCCUCAGAUUCUAGUUCCACUUUGAGUUCGGGUACUUCCGGAGGCACGUCUAAUAUAUCUUCGGUAAAUGGUUCUUUGGAAAAUACUUCUAGUUCUAGUAGUCCUUCUCCGUCAUCACCUACAUCUCCUCCUUCAAGGAAUCAACAAACAUUACCUCCUAAAAGUACUGUGAACCGGCCUGACCUUCUUAACACUGCCAAGCUUUCUACUCCACAACGGUCUACUCAGAAUCAAUCGGCUCGUACCUCUGAUCCCCACUUGACUCCUCACCAUCAGCACCAACAUUCUAAAGAGAAGCGGCAUAGUUUCACUGGUUUGGUAAAUCCCCAUCACUCAAACUCGUCUAAUCAAAAUAGGCUGUCUGCAGAAAUAGUAGCUGGUAGUGAUUGCCAAACAUUGACUACAUCUAAUGAUAGAAGUAGAAGGAAUGGACAUUUAUCCGAAAUGCAAUUACCCGCCACUUACGUUGCUCUGUAUCCUUAUAAACCACAAAAAGCUGAUGAGUUGGAGUUGAAAAAAGGUGGCAUCUAUAUGGUGACUGAAAUUUGUCAAGAUGGCUGGUACAAGGGAACAUCUAAUCGUACCCAGAAAUGCGGCGUCUUCCCUGGUAACUAUGUAGCUCUUGCUCGUGGCGUUCCUAAUCCUCACGGAUCCAAAGACGACUCCAAACUACCCGUAAGUUUUACGCGUGGCGGUAAAAACACAUCCGCUUCGCAGCUUGCGGCUUCCACUAAUCCUCCCGAAUUGCCUCCUCGGGCUACGAGCCCUUCUUCCAACGCUUUUUCUAGUAGCUGGCACGGCGGGCAACAGGACCAGACCUCUGCACCUUUAGGCCGAAGCAGUAGCGCAAUAACGCCAGGAGGGAUGCAAGCGGCCGCCAAUAAGCCCACCGAUAAGUCGAAGGAACGUAAAGAAAAGGGGACAGUAAGCCUUAUGAAACGUCUAGCCAGUAUGAAACGGUCCAAGUCUCCGCCACCAUCUACGUAUUCCAUGGAUAAUCCAGUUUUCGAAGAUACCAGCGUUCAGCCAACAAAAUCUUCAGCUACACCUGUUCAUGUCAGGUCGGGAUCAUGUCCGAGUCAGCUACUUCAAAUUCAACCGAAUGACCACCAUCGUAUGUUUGGAUCUUCUUCACAACGUCACAAACACAAAGAACGCCCUACUAUACUUACUCACAAUUCCAGUAUUUCACCAAGAAGUAACGAAAAUCCACCAGGAAGUUCCGGUUCCAGCCCGGAUAUUCAACGUCAUCGCAAAUCGAAUUCUUUGGAUGCGGGCAAUAGAAGUAAAACGGCCGUACAAACGGUACGAGAACGGUUCCGUUGUAUAGCACCCUAUCCGCCAAACAGCGAAUACGAGUUAGAAUUGCAGGUCAACGACAUCAUUUAUGUUCAUAAGAAAAGAGAAGACGGUUGGUACAAAGGAACGCAACAGAGAACCGGAAAGACUGGACUCUUUCCGGCUAGUUUUGUAGAAAGUUAUUAACCAGUGAUUUUUACUUUAAAAUUUUCCAAUGUCGUUUUCUUCAAGACGUUCUUUCCAAGUUCUAAACUUAAUUGUUUUGUUCCUUAUUGACAGAUUGUUUUUUUUUAUAUAAUAUUCGCCAUAUUUUCAAAAAUAUUGCGAAUAUUAAUUAACGGAAAAGGUACGAGUGCAAAUAUUUCAACACAGUAGUUGAUAUUGUUUGUUAAAAGACUUAUAAAACUGGCAUGUGAUUCACACUUUUUUUUCUUCUAAAGUAUGCCAUUGCUUACAAAGACGAGUCCUGUCCGUGAUAACUACAGAUGUCUCUAAAUAAAAAAAAAUGUAAGCUCCGACAUGCGUAAUUUUUUCCAUGGCCUACUUUAGAACAAAAUGUAUCACUCCAUAGUAUUUACAAUUAAGUGCCUGUAACUAAUUGUCCUAUAUAAAAUAAGUCAGUAUAGUUCAAUAAUAUUUAUUUAUAAAUUAUAUGCGAAUUGAUUUUAACCGGUUUUACAGAAUUUUUGUGUUGAAACCCACGUUUAGUUAUUUAUUGUUAUUUUUUUUAAUAUU
This is a messenger RNA of Psylliodes chrysocephalus, 3465 nucleotides long. NCBI's taxonomy places the organism in Eukaryota, Metazoa, Arthropoda, Insecta, Coleoptera, Chrysomelidae. The record is from the annotation of a GenBank genome assembly.